Molecule: messenger RNA, 879 nt
Organism: Prunus armeniaca (apricot)
Lineage: Eukaryota; Viridiplantae; Streptophyta; Magnoliopsida; Rosales; Rosaceae
Source: the annotation of a GenBank genome assembly
AUGCACACGGAAUACCAAGUGGCGGAGCUGGAGUGGGAAGCUGCAAACCUUAGCGACACGCGGAAUAAAAUACACACGGAAUUUGGAUUGGAAGACGCAAGUGUUGCGAUCGAGAGAGAUCCCUCUUGUAAAGGUCUUGUGGAGAAGUCAUACUGUGGAAGAGGCUACAUGGGAACCCGAGGACCAAAUGCGGGAACAAUACCCUUACCUCUUCGAGUGACAGCCUCAGUCGUCGCCGACCUCGGAGCUCAUCGGAAACUGGAGAAAAACCCGCCGGUUUCAAUCGAUUUUCACAACCUUCAAUCUCCGUCGUCCGGCUACCAAAUCGGGCGAUCAAAGUAUGGAUUCCUACCUAUUUUUCGUGACUUAGCUGCUGGUCCAAGAACAAAAGUGGUUCCAAAUUGGGUGUUUUACCUAAGUCAGGAGUUUGGGCCGGCGGUUUGGAGUUUUUCCGGCCACCGGAAAUUUCUCAAGCCACCCAAGUUGCCAGCUCGUGUGGCGGCGCGUGGGCAGUCUGGAGGGGACCACUCUCAGUUUCAGAAUGAUCCUCGCACUCGGGCACCAGUUGACCCGCAGGAGGGACCUUCCAAAGGUCCAGCGAGCUCGGACCAACCAUAUACAGAUGUUGCCUUCGGAUAUGAUGAUGUCCACGGACAUCUAGGUUGCCUUCGGAUUUUAUCAGUUGUCUUCGGUUUAGUCAGCAUGCUUGACAGUUGCCCCACGAGUUCUAUGGUACCCGGACUUGUGUGGAGCGAGGACGCGGAUCAGGUUGACCAAGGUCCCCUGAAUCCUGCGAGGUUGCAGCUCGGAUUGACUUUGUGUCACCGAGACCUGCGAGGACGUGUCACCAAUGGUGAUGCGAGGGGAAUUGACGGAUAA